Cannabis sativa is the source of this 1147-nucleotide messenger RNA. RefSeq lists its product as uncharacterized. Bases 347 to 1027 code for a protein of 226 amino acids. Gene Ontology annotation, molecular function: enzyme inhibitor activity. The record is from RefSeq and is a predicted model, not a curated record. NCBI's taxonomy places the organism in Eukaryota, Viridiplantae, Streptophyta, Magnoliopsida, Rosales, Cannabaceae. The transcript has a single exon.
GCUUGUUUUACGAUAUUUGAGGCAUAAGUUUCUUGUUUAAUCAUUUUUUUAAAGUGUUUCUUGUUCAAUCAUAUAUAGACAUAUUAACCAAAUUAUUCUAAUUUAUUCUACACCAAAGAUUUGUUAUACAUAUUUAGUUAUACUAUUUCGGGAUACAAUAUUUUAUAGCAUAUAUAAUCCUAUUAUGAUGCACUCCCGUUGCCAUAUAAAGAUAUCUCCUUAAUUUUUAUUCCUAAAUCUCUCAUAACCAUAAACAUAAAUAAUUGUUUGUCUCUAUUAUUAACUCUUUUUAUUGUCUCUUUUCUUCUAAACAUUUCCACACUUGAUUAGAAAAGAGACAAUAAUAAUGGAGGAGUUCAAGUUCAACCAUAGCAUAAUCCUCUUAAUCGCCGCAUCUCUAGUAUUACUCUUCUCAUCACCACUAGUCCAAUGCCACGUGACAUCAUCGCCAUCGCCAUCACCAUCACCAACCCCACAACCAUAUGAAUCACAAAGCAAUAAUCAUAAUAGUGGAUACGUCCAUUCAACACACCCCAAAAGAAGAUCAAAUCCCACUUCAAACGACGAAUUCAACCUCUUAGAAAAUAUAAAUAAAAUAUGUAGUGUCACUGCAGACCCCAAGAUAUGCGUUGAGGCAAUCCUACCCCACGUGAAGGGUCACGUGGACCCUGUUUUGGCUCUCCAAACAGAGAUCAAAUCCUUCAUUACGUUAUUGGGAAAAGCCAAUAUAGUGAUGAAAGCCACCCUAAAGCACUCAACAAGUUCAACAACAGCAGAUUGCCUAAGAUUAUGCGUGGACAUGUACAGCACCGCUCGUAUGGACCUGAAACAAGCAUUGCAGGCUAUUAAAUCCCAUGAUAUUGGAUUGUUGAAUAGCCUUCUAAGUGGUGUUAUUACAGGUAUAGGGACUUGUGAUGAUACUGUCUCUGAGGCUGGUGAAGAGUUGCCUCUUGAUACUAAUUUAGUUAACACUAUUCAUAAGUUGGCUGAUAACUGUAUGGAUAUUUCUGCAGUACUUCUUACUUAAUAUGAUGAAUGUAUAUGUAUAUAAAUAUAUAUUAUUUGAUUAUUUGAUAAUUGUUGAUGUUUUGUAAUUUGAUAAGGUGAGUGCAUUCUUUCUAUAAUAAAUAUUAUAUUCUUUCUUACA